Molecule: messenger RNA, 492 nt
Organism: Acanthosepion pharaonis
Lineage: Eukaryota; Metazoa; Mollusca; Cephalopoda; Sepiida; Sepiidae
Source: the annotation of a GenBank genome assembly
AUGAAUAGAGUUCAAGUCUUGCCGAACUAUCUAUCUAUCUAUCUAUCGCAUAUAUUUCAUUAUCUAUCUAUCUAUCUAUCUAUCUAUCGCAUAUAUUUCAUUAUCUAUCUCAAUCUUCUGUUCACUAUCUAUCUAUCCCAGCCUAUUCAUGUCACUGUAUUGCAUAUAUUUUAUUAUCUAUCAAUCUAUCUCAGUCUGUUCAUAUCUAAGACUUUUCGUAUCAAUCUAUCUAUGUUCAUUCAUAUCUAUCUUAAAAUAGGUCACAUGUACCUUCCAUUGCAUUGCUUGUUUGAUAUCUAUCUAUCUCAGUCUAUUCGUAUCUAUCUAUCUAUCUAUCUAACAAGCAAACAAUGCAAUGGAAGACCUAGACUAAGUUGUUUUAACUGUACCUCCCGAAUUGAUUGCUUUUAUUCUUUCUUUCUUUCUUUUUCUUUGUUCCUUUCUUUUCUUUCAUUUCUUACUGUCUUUAUUUCCUUUCCUUUCUUUCGGUGA